AUGCAGGAAGCGCCAGCCGCGCUGCCCACGGAGCCGGGCCCCAACCCAGUGCCUGCGUUCCUCGGCAAGCUAUGGGCGCUGGUGGGAGACCCGGGGACCGACCACCUGAUCCGCUGGAGCCCGAGCGGGACCAGUUUCCUCGUAAGCGACCAGAGCCGCUUCGCCAAGGAAGUGCUGCCCCAAUACUUCAAGCACAGCAACAUGGCAAGCUUUGUGCGGCAGCUCAACAUGUAUGGUUUUCGGAAGGUGGUGAGCAUUGAGCAGGGCGGCCUGCUUAGGCCCGAGCGCGACCACGUCGAGUUCCAGCACCCGAGCUUCGUACGCGGCCGAGAACAACUACUGGAACGUGUGCGGCGCAAGGUGCCUGCGCUGCGCAGCGACGACGGCCGCUGGCGCCCCGAGGACUUGGGCCGGCUGCUGGGCGAGGUGCAGGCUUUGCGGGGAGUGCAGGAGAGCACCGAGGCGCGGCUGCGGGAGCUCAGGCAGCAGAACGAGAUCUUAUGGAGGGAGGUGGUGACUCUGCGGCAGAGCCAUGGUCAGCAGCACCGGGUCAUUGGAAAGCUGAUCCAGUGCCUCUUUGGGCCACUUCAGACAGGGUCCAGCAGCACAGGAGCGAAGAGAAAGCUGUCCCUGAUGCUGGAGGAGGGGAGCUCAUGCCCAACACCGGCCAAAUUCAGUGCUUGUCCCCUACCUGGUGCCCUCUUGCAGGACCCCUACUGUAUCCAGUCGCCCCUCCCAGAGACCGCCUUGGGCCUCAGCAGCUCUCACAGGGCCAGGGGCCCUAUCAUCUCUGACAUCCAUGAAGACUCUCCAUCCCCUGAUGGGACCAGGCUUUCUCCUUCCAGAAGUGGCAGGAGGGAGAAGGGCCUGGCACUGCUCAAAGAAGAGCCGGCCAGCCCAGGGGGGGAAGGCGAGGCCGGGCUGGCCCUGGCCCCAAACGAGUGUGACUUCUGCGUGACAGCCCCCCCGCCACUGCCUGUGGCUGUGGUGCAGGCCAUCCUGGAAGGGAAAGGGAACUUCAGCCCUGAGGGGCCCAGGAAUGCCCAACAGCCUGAACCAAGGGGUCCCAGGGAGGUACCUGACAGGGGAACUCUGGGCCUGGAGAGGGGGGUGCGGAGCCCAGAGCAUCUGCUACCUCCCAUGCUGCUUCAGCCCCCCACUGAAAGUGUGGAGCCCGCAGGGCCCCUGGAUGUGCUGGGCCCCAGCCACCAAGGGCGAGAAUGGACCCUGAUGGACUUGGACAUGGAGUUGUCCCUGAUGCAGCCCUUGGGUCCAGAGAGGAGUGAGACUGAGCUGGCGGUCAAAGGGUUAAAUUCUCCAGGGCCAGGGAAGGACUCCACCCUUGGAGCACCACUCCUGCUGGAUGUCCAAGCGGCUUUGGGAGGCCCAACUCUCGGCCUUCCUGGAGCUUUAACCAUUUACAGCACCCCUGAGAGCCGAGCCUCCUACCUAGGCCCCGGGGCCAAUCCCUCCCCCUGAGACCUGCUUUGCUCUGAAGCCAGCCUACCUGAGGGGCUGGCCUGCAGCAGCACCCCCUUCUGGGCUUCCUGGUGCCCUUGGAAGAGGCAGAACCAAGACCCUGCUACUUUGUGGUCCUUCUCCAUUACUGAGCCCUGCACAUAAACUGCAUUUUUUUCUGUG
This is a messenger RNA of Enhydra lutris kenyoni (northern sea otter), 1641 nucleotides long. Its product is annotated as heat shock transcription factor 4. Gene Ontology annotation, molecular function: DNA-binding transcription factor activity; sequence-specific DNA binding. The transcript is spliced from 13 exons. The record is from RefSeq and is a predicted model, not a curated record. Bases 1 to 1479 code for a protein of 492 amino acids. Gene Ontology annotation, biological process: regulation of DNA-templated transcription. Lineage: Eukaryota; Metazoa; Chordata; Mammalia; Carnivora; Mustelidae.